Impatiens glandulifera is the source of this 807-nucleotide messenger RNA. RefSeq names its product protein ARABIDILLO 2-like. NCBI's taxonomy places the organism in Eukaryota, Viridiplantae, Streptophyta, Magnoliopsida, Ericales, Balsaminaceae. The record is from RefSeq and is a predicted model, not a curated record. The coding region runs from base 1 to 807 and encodes 268 amino acids. Gene Ontology annotation, molecular function: protein binding. The transcript has 6 exons.
AUGAAUUAUCACUCAAUGAGAUUGACAUACUUCUGGAUUAAAGAUGGUCUAACUUUAAUGACUAAUUUUUUAAAAAGUUCAGAAGAGGAUGUACAAAAAAGGGCGAUUAGAGGAAUUGCAUUACAUGCAUCAACUCCUUUUGAUGGAGAAGUUGAUGAUGAUACAGAUGAUCAAAUAAUAAAGGCAAUACUAUAUGGAAUGGCAAUUAUUUUAAAUUUAGUAAAAUCAUCAAGUGAAGGAGUUCAAUUAGAAGUGACGAAGGGAAUAAAUAUGGUGUUUUCGAAUAAAAAAUUUAUAAUUGUGACCUUCAAAGAAGGGGUUUCAGUUAUAAUGAAAUUACUAGAGUCUACGAAUAUAUCUAUUCUUGAGGAGGCUAGUAAUGGAUUAAGGAAUGUGCGUGAAAGAUUGCAUGAAGUAAUGUCAGAGAAUAAAUAUAAGGAAAAUGUUGUUGGUACACUAGCAUGUAUGACAUCAGAUGAAAAAAUAAGCAUAGAAAUUAGUAGAAAUAGUUGCUUAGAUGCCCUUGUGACUAUUACUCAAGAGUGCUUGUUUGUUGGAGUAUUGGAGCUGGUUGCUUUUGUCUUUGCUAACUUGACAAGAAUGGUACAUACAAAUGACAACAGUAUAAUAGCUGGACACAAAUUAGGUGUUCUUCAAAGACUUGUAGGACUCAUUUGUUCAGAAGAUAAACAUAUCUGCGAAAAAACUGUUGAGGCACUUCAUAACUUGUCUUUUGAUGAACGGAACCGGAAAGAAAUUGUAGCAGUUGAUGGCAUCGAAGCUUUGAGCACGGUUGAUCCGGCUUAA